Cinclus cinclus is the source of this 2188-nucleotide messenger RNA. It is a transcript of the gene MOK, whose product is annotated as MOK protein kinase. Gene Ontology annotation, biological process: intracellular signal transduction; protein phosphorylation. Gene Ontology annotation, molecular function: protein serine/threonine kinase activity; ATP binding. The record is from RefSeq and is a predicted model, not a curated record. Gene Ontology annotation, cellular component: cytoplasm; nucleus. Lineage: Eukaryota; Metazoa; Chordata; Aves; Passeriformes; Cinclidae.
AUGGCUGAGAGAACAUUUUCUGAUGUUCUGGAGAAACUGAGUCUUAGGGAGGGGAAGUACUAUACAAGUAAACACAUGAAUCGACCUUUUGAAAGUGUAGAACAAGUGAAUAAUCUGAGAUAAGUACAAGCACUAAGGAGGCUGAGUCCACAUCCUACUAUCUUUAUUGAUGAAAACCCUGGCUCCCUUUCACUGGUAUGUGAACUGAAGUCCAUGAAUAUUUAUGAGCUGAUGAAAGGAAGGAGAAAGCCAUUGCCUGAAAAAAAAAAAAAAAUCGGGAACAACAUGUACCAGGUAUGCAAAUCUCUAGAUUGAGUACAGAGAAAUGGGAUAUUUCAGAGAGAUGGGCAGCAAGAAAACGUAACAGUAAAGCAGAACACCCUAAAGUUAAGAGACUUUGGAUCUUGUAGGAGUAUGUAUUCUCAGCAGGCACACAGUACCUCCCCACGCUGGUCCUGAGCACCUGAAUGUUUGCUUAUAAAUGGGCUCUAUAGUUACAAAACUGGCAUGUGGAGUCCUGGCUAUGUUUUCUAUGAAAUCACAAGUUUCCAGCCUCUUUUUCUUGGAUCUAACACCCAUAUUUCAAAAAUCCAUUAAGUGAUAGGCACUCCUGGUAACAAAACUUCAAAAGUUCAAGCACUAAAAUAUGACCCCAACGAGAGAACUGCUGCCCAUCAAACCUUACAGCACCCUUAUUUUCAAGAACUCUGGCAAAUGACUUCAAAUCACUUCACUUCUACCAUGCACAAAAAAUUAAGAGUAGUAUGAAAUACGUCAAGGCAAGUACCUCAGUACUUGUGGCAAAUCUCAAAGGCAAGUCCAAGACAAGUAGUAUUUAAAGUAGCCAAAUCGAUUACCUGUCCUGCUUCUACAUUACAUUCAGUUUUCUAGGGACCUGAGGAAGGUGAUGGAACCCCUGUGUUCCAGUCUGUCAGAUUUAUUGGAUCAAAUACUGAGUCUGAGAAACAGAAGGCACUUCAGUCUUCCCUGAAACAUUUCCAUUUGCCUGUUAUAGAAGGAAUAGAAGUGAGGAAAAGCCUGGCUAUGCAGUGAGAGACCCAGUCAUACUUCUGUUGUUAGAGACCUAAAAAGAACAGCAGUGCCUGAUUUUGCCUUGCUCUGACAAUUUGUAGGAAAACCCCACAAGGUUUGAUGGCUGCUUUCCUACCAUUUUGAUAUUCUUUUCCUGAAGGGGGUCAAUAUUUAAUUAAAGCAUUGUUCUAGCAGAGCACAGAGAGUAUUCUGCAUUGAACUUCCUAAGUACUUGUUCCUUUUAGAACCUGGUGGAGGAGGAGGUUGGUUAAAAAUAACAUGAAAGGAUUCUUUGAGUUCAAGUAUUAGGAAUGGAAUGUUAUCUACAGAAUUUAAGUUUUCAAAUUGUAUUACAAAUGACAGCUAACUACUGGGUUUUUUUGUUGUUUUUUUUUGUUUGUUUGUUUGUUUGUUUGGUUUGUUUUGUUUUUUUUUUAGAUUUAAGGGUUUGGUUUUUUGUUUUAUUUUUUCAGUUGGCUCUGGAAGUUAUUCCCCUCUUGUACUCAGGUUUUACUGAGAGUAUGUAAAUCGUAUGUGCAAUUGUAUGAGAUACUUGACUUUGAUGUAGUUUCUGUAAUUGCUAAGUAUUUUUAUGUAACUAUAAUCUAACUCAAAGAUAAACCAACUUUUUAGCUGAUUCAAAAGCAAGUAAAACUUAGUCAUAGUUUGCUUCAAGCAGUUGAUCUUAACAUUAAUGUAAGAUAAGAGGGACUGAUAAUACAGCCAGUUGCUUAAAAGAGCAGUAAAAGCAAAUAGCUCAUCAUGCUUCAGAAAUCUGGCACACAGCUCAUUGGUAACAAUUUAACAUAAAGGCCUAGUAAGAGUAAAAAAUUAUGCCUGUUAUGUUCUCAGCUCUUCUUCUGAGAUUCUGCAGGGUUGUGCAUUUGUGAAAACAAUUAUUCUUCUCACUCACUUUGAGGUGUUCCAGUAAGUGGGCUUUUUGCUGUGAUUUGUUGAUUGGUUGAUUGUUUUUGUAUGAAAAGGCAUCUCAACAUUUGUAAGGUUCUGUUGUGACUGGAUUAGAUCCUAAUCCUUGUUCAGGUAAAUUUUGGACAUUUUGGACAACUCUGAGCAUGCCCAAAUUCCACACUGUAGCUUUUCCAUGUGGAAAAGCUCACGAGACUCAAGUUCUUUAUGAAUCCUUUUGACAUCUACU